Molecule: messenger RNA, 2889 nt
Organism: Paramormyrops kingsleyae
Lineage: Eukaryota; Metazoa; Chordata; Actinopteri; Osteoglossiformes; Mormyridae
Gene: btbd10b
Product: BTB (POZ) domain containing 10b
Biological process (GO): positive regulation of phosphorylation
Cellular component (GO): cytoplasm
Molecular function (GO): protein binding
Source: RefSeq, a predicted model, not a curated record
AUUUUGAGAUUUUUCUGAAUUGAGUUCCUCAAAAUGUUUUCUAGGACUGGUAUAAUACAGUAAUGACGCGUCGACGCAUUUCACAGCAAAGUAUCGUAGUCAGCUGAUGCACUGCGGACGCUUUCCCUCCCUCACCUUUGCGGGUGCUGAAACUUUACGCGUCUACAGUGAAUCGAAGGGAAGUAUACAUCUCUGCACCACGGGACCCUGUUUGUACAAUACUUUAAUAAAAUACUCCGGGGACAGGUGGGCUUCUUAACUGAAGUAUUCAUCAAGUUAUUGCGUACUGUUCAGUGACAGAGUUAGACAGUCAUAAAGAAAAUCAUAAAUUGUAAUUUGGAUUAGAAUCACCGCUGUAUGCUAAAGGCUGUAACGGUGAACCAAAAUAGCCGCUUUUAAUCGCUUUUCCGCUUCCGCCAGUCCCUCCUACAUAAUCGCUCUUUCUGAAGAUCUUACUGAGAAGAGUAGCCAGUAGGAGCCCAAAAGGCGCUGAACUGCGUCAGCAGGAUAGAAUAAUAUCUUUGAUUUAAAAAAAAGCGCUAUGACACCUAAUGCUACGGGUCUCUCUGUCUGAAUCGGAUGGCUGGCGCGUCUCCUCCUUCCUCUCUGUCUUUACGAGGCGAGACCGUGCGAUCAAAAAACGGAUCUCAAAAUGGGACGUGAAUGAAGGCUUGUGCGAGUCAGCCAGCAUGUUAGAAGGACGCUGCUAAAUAUGCCGAACUUCAAAAGUAAUGCCCGAGGAUGCUGAUCAGGUCGAUAAGGCGUCGGUAUACAAAGGAGCGCGAGUCUUUUGUGCGUCCAUUCCCCAGCUCGUCUGCUGUUGCUUUGUCUUAAAAUCGCCUCGCAGAUUUGACAGUGCCCAAUCGCGUGGCUUUCGGCUGGAAACAGAGCUGAUCAGGAUGAGUCUGCAUGGAACCGGCGGGAGCUGUGACCGUUCGCGCGACCGGCGCCGCUCCGGUGACCGCUCACGUGACUCCUCCCAUGAGAGGGGCGAAGGUCAGCUGACACCCUGCAUCAGGAACAUCACUUCACCAACCCACCAGCACAACAGUGACCGGGAACGAGAAACCAGUUCCUCAUCACGGCCUAGCAGCCCCAGGCCCCUGAAGGCCUCCCCCAACGGCUCCAGCAGCAGCAGCGGGGUGAUCAGCAGCCGCAACAGCAGCCUGUCAAGCAGCGAGGGCACCUGCAAGGCCCUGGGCACGGGCCUAAACAUGGCCGGAAGCGAGACAGUCUUUGUCUAUGACAACUCCAAGGAUGGAGCUCGUAACCUGAGGACCUCAGAGAGGGUCACCCUCAUUGUGGACAAUACACGCUUUGUGGUGGACCCCUCCAUCUUCACCGCACAGCCCAACACUAUGCUGGGGAGAAUGUUUGGCUCUGGAAGGGAGCACAAUUUCACUCGGCCCAACGAGAAAGGAGAGUUUGAAGUUGCAGAAGGAAUCAGUUCAACUGUGUUUAGAGCCAUAUUGGAUUACUACAAAUCCGGGAUAAUCCGCUGCCCUGAUGGAAUCUCUAUUCCGGAGUUACGGGAGGCAUGUGACUAUCUGUGCAUCUCCUUUGACUACAACACUAUCAAAUGCAGAGAUCUCAGUGCCCUAAUGCACGAGCUUUCUAAUGAUGGCGCACGACGGCAGUUUGAGUUCUACUUGGAAGAGAUGAUUCUCCCGUUGAUGGUGGCCAGCGCACAGAGCGGCGAGCGCGAGUGCCACAUCGUGGUGCUGACGGACGACGACGUGGUGGACUGGGACGAGGAGUACCCGCCGCAGAUGGGGGAGGAGUACUCGCAGAUAAUAUACAGCACAAAGCUGUACCGUUUCUUCAAGUACAUCGAAAAUCGAGACGUUGCCAAAUCAGUUUUAAAGGAAAGAGGGCUGAAGAAAAUUAGAUUAGGCAUUGAAGGCUACCCCACCUACAAGGAGAAGGUGAAGAAGCGUCCCGGCGGCCGGCCGGAGGUCAUCUACAACUACGUGCAGCGGCCGUUCAUCCGCAUGUCCUGGGAGAAGGAGGAGGGCAAGAGCCGCCACGUGGACUUCCAGUGUGUGAAGAGCAAGUCCAUCACCAACCUGGCGGCCGCCGCCGCUGACAUCCCCCAGGACCAGCUGGUGGUCCUGCACCCCGGGCCCCAGGUGGACGAGCUGGACGUCCUGCCCAAUCACCCCCCAUCUGGCAACCACUACAGCAACGACCCAGACCCUGACGUCUCCUCGCCUGCUGUGUGAGAGCAGCAGCCACCCUACCUCCCUCCACUCCCCAGCAUGCUGCACCAAGGAGUGAGAGUGCCACCCACAGACAGAAUGCCUUUGCACCUCCUUCAGAGCCUUAGAGCCUACAGGACCUGGUCAGCUGUGUCACUCAGAGGGACAGUCGUUAUUUUCCCGUUUUUAUUUUUUAACUUGACCAAAGGAGAUUUAUUUUUUAUCAGGUAUUUCAAAUACAUUUAGCAAACCCACUUCUUUUGAAAUUGGGCUUAAGAUUAGAUUUUUUUUUUUUUGAUUGUUCCUAUUUGGUGAGUUCAGGCUGUUGCACUGUGGUGCUAACAUGUGUUUUAGUUUUGCUUUCACUCAAAGUAUGUUUCUUCCUCCCUCUGCUACUUCAAGGCAGUUGGAAACUCAACCAAGGGAGCGUGGGUCACCUCUGGGGAUCUAUACUGUGAUGCCACCCCUUGGGUAAACGCCCAUUAAACAUUAGGACUAGUUCUCAUUUCACGUUUGAUUUCUUUUGCAUCACACAGCCGGAGUUGGAUUCCGCCCGCCUGUCUUCUUAUCUGAUGCCGUGUUCCUCAUUAGACAGGGUAUAUUCAGCUGGACAUUACUAGUUCCUAUGGUUCUGGAUCAUUUUUGUUGAAAACUUGAAAAGCAUUGGUCUAAUAAAGACUCUGAAACCAUG